AUGAAUGCUAUAGACGACGCCGAACCAUCGGGCUCCGCCGCAAUCGCACGAGAGAAGGGGUGGAAUCAUUGGGAUCGAGACACCAUCCAGCCAAGGUCUAGCUCCCCUGAACCUGCAAACUCGAACGCCGUCGAGCCGAGUAAGUGGUGUUCCUAUCAUGAGGUCAAGUCACAUGAUACGAAGGAUUGCAAAGUCUUAUACGGACACUUCCUCAAAUCCAUCGAAAGCGGGAAAAUCGAGAUUGAAUCUCCGCAGAAGCCGAAAAAUAACAAGAGUUGGAGCAAAAACAAAGAGAAGAAGAUUCAGAAAUCUCAAGCAAAAAUCCCUCAGAGAGAAGACCAAACUAAUUCGGAGAAAGCCACGGUAAACAAUCUCAACCUCGAAGGCGAAUCAACUGAUGAAGAACCACCUAAGAACCGGCGACGGGUGGAAGUGAUACUACCCCGACAGGCCGAUUCCUCGGAUGACGAAAUUCCGCCGGUACCAACGGAUUUGCGCGAAAAAUUGGGCAGAAAAACAGAGUCCAAGGAUUUACGCACAUAUCUGAAGCGGAAGGCCGAAAUGGUACAUAAGAACGAGGCAGACCUCAGGACGUCCCUCGACGAGUCUAAAGCAAGAAAGACUAUCCACGCCGGAGUUGCUCUACACCUUCAACCUCAGCCCGCAGAUUUACGUGAGCAGAUCAAUUCCAAAGCCGAAGACUUGCGCGCCAAGCUUGGUCAGCCCAAGCAACGUGAUUUGCGACCGUGCCUCAAAGCAAAACGACAAGCGCAACGGGAAUUGAUGAAGGUCACGAACACCCCGCACCUCAACGUCAUAAUGGGUGGUUCACCCCCUUGCGGGGACUCGGUAAGAGCAGUUAAAGAUUACAGGCGACAAGCCAUAACCGCCCAAAAGUGGCCUUCACAAGUCGAAGAAGACCACCAAAUCUCUUUCUCGGCGGCCGACACUCACGGCAUCAGUAUGCCGCAUAACGACCCACUCUUAAUCGAUAUCGAAAUCGGCGAAUGCCAGGUCACGAAGGUUCUCGUCGACACAGGCAGCUCAGUCGACCUCAUCUUUCGGGACACGCUCGACAAGAGGGGAGUCGACCUGCAAGACAUGAAGCCCUCCUCACGUACUCUCACGGGGUUCAAUGGUUCCUCGGAACAGAUGAUUGGGACAAUUCGUCUCCCGGUUUACGCAGGUGACGUGACUCGCACCGUUAAGUUCUCUUUUAUCCGGGCCAAGGCACCCUACAACGCAAUCCUCGGAACGCCAUGGUUACACUCCAUGAAAGCCAUUCCCUCCACCUAUCACCAAUGCGUUAAGUUCCCUGGGAAAGAUGGAACGACGCAGACGAUUCGCGGGGACCAACGAGCUGCGAGAGAGCUCCUUAUCGCCGCUGUCAAGCUGCAACAAUCCCCUUCUCUCGUCAACGCGGUCACCAAACCAAUACAUAAGAUCUACCCUCAGAAGGAAGAAAUCCGCGAGGUUCCCAUCGAUGGAGACGACUCAUCAAAGGUCGUGCGCAUUGGCGCCUAUCUCUCCGACGACCUGCAGUCGUUAAUCAUUUCUUUCCUCAAAGAAAAUGUCUCGACCUUUGCAUGGGUAACUUCUGAUAUGAAGGGUAUAGACCCCGCAGUAACAUCCUAG
Molecule: messenger RNA, 1635 nt
Organism: Brassica oleracea var. oleracea
Lineage: Eukaryota; Viridiplantae; Streptophyta; Magnoliopsida; Brassicales; Brassicaceae
Exons: 1
Coding region: 1-1635 (544 amino acids)
Source: RefSeq, a predicted model, not a curated record